Molecule: messenger RNA, 1317 nt
Organism: Coregonus clupeaformis (lake whitefish)
Lineage: Eukaryota; Metazoa; Chordata; Actinopteri; Salmoniformes; Salmonidae
Product: proteasome subunit alpha type-1-like
Exons: 10
Coding region: 91-879 (262 amino acids)
Biological process (GO): ubiquitin-dependent protein catabolic process
Cellular component (GO): proteasome core complex, alpha-subunit complex; proteasome core complex; nucleus
Source: RefSeq, a predicted model, not a curated record
CUUGUUUCCCUUUGCGCAGACGUCAGUAGGAAAAGUAGUCGAUCACGCAUCAGCCAUCUGAGGCUCUUGUUGGUGGAAAGCUUAAUCAUCAUGUUCCGCAACCAGUAUGACAACGAUGUCACAGUUUGGAGUCCACAGGGGCGUAUUCAUCAGAUUGAAUAUGCUAUGGAAGCAGUGAAACAAGGAUCUGCCACAGUGGGUCUGAAAUCUCGCAGUCAUGCUGUACUUGUGGCUCUGAAGAGAGCUCAGUCAGAGUUGGCCGCCCAUCAGAAGAAAAUUCUACACGUCGACAGCCAUAUUGGCAUCUCCAUUGCUGGCCUCACUGCUGAUGCAAGGCUACUCUGCAACUUUAUGCGUCAGGAGUGCCUGGACUCCAGGUUUGUGUUUGAUCGGCCUCUCCCUGUGUCCCGCUUGGUCACACUGAUUGGAAGCAAAACCCAGAUCCCUACACAGAGAUAUGGAAGAAGGCCUUAUGGUGUGGGACUGCUCAUCGCAGGAUAUGAUGAUAUGGGGCCACACAUUUUCCAGACCUGCCCCUCUGCCAACUACUUUGAUUGCAAGGCCAUGUCCAUAGGGGCCCGCUCCCAGUCUGCACGUACCUACCUGGAAAGACACAUGGAUGCUUUUUUCAACUGUGAACUGAAUGACCUGGUUCAACAUGGCCUACGGGGACUGAGGGAAACUCUACCUGCAGAACAAGAUCUUACCACAAAGAAUGUGUCCAUCGGGAUUGUUGGCAAGGACAUGGAGUUCACCAUUUACGAUGAUGACGAUGUGGCAUCAUUCCUUGAAGGCCUUGAGGAGAGGCCACAGAGAAGGGUUGCCCAGCCAGAUGACGAGCCGGCAGCAGAGAAGCCAGACGAGCCCAUGGAGCUCUGAGAUUGAAGUGUGUCCCAGACAGUGUGAAGAUGACAAAGCUCUUAUCCCUGAUUAUUUCAGUCAUUGGAUGGCAUCCUGUCCACAACCAAUAUUCCAUCCACACUCACUUGUAACUGUAUCAACAUGGAGAACAAUUACCAUUAUACUUGUAUGUUCUAGUCGAUUAUCUAUGAUUUUUGUUAGGCGUUCAAUGUUUGCAUUCAUUUUUUGUCAUUAAAGACAAACUUUUUCUGAACUUGUCUGGUUCGUAAAAAAAUAUAUAAACGUGAUGUUAGCUUUUCUCAUUACUGCAUUGUCAUUAUAUGUUCUUACGUGGCCACUCGGUGGUGGGUGUUUUCAAAGAGGAGGUAGGAACCAAAGUGGGGGUUUAUUUAUACCUAAGCACCAACUAAAUGUGAACAAAAAAAAUAAAAACAUAGAUUUUCAAACAUGGACUAA